Molecule: messenger RNA, 551 nt
Organism: Dermacentor silvarum
Lineage: Eukaryota; Metazoa; Arthropoda; Arachnida; Ixodida; Ixodidae
Product: A disintegrin and metalloproteinase with thrombospondin motifs 17-like
Exons: 4
Coding region: 24-551 (175 amino acids)
Biological process (GO): proteolysis
Molecular function (GO): metalloendopeptidase activity
Source: RefSeq, a predicted model, not a curated record
CUACGUUGUGUUCCCACGUAGGAAUGGCCUACCUUGGAGGUACUUGCGGCCCCAAAAAAGUUUCAAUCGGGAAGGACCAGCCGCUGACGUUUUCCGGUCUACAUGUCGCCGUCCACGAAAUUGGACAUUUACUGGGAUGCGACCACGAUGGUGAAAAGAACUCAACUUGCUCGUCUGGAGCUGGAUACAUUAUGAACCCUUAUAAUGGUGGACGCCACCAUUAUGAGUGGUCGCCCUGUAGCAAGGCUUCUAUCAAAAAUUUUUUGCAGUCACGUGAAUCCGCGUGUCUGAACGUCAACGGGAAGCAUCACGUUGCCUUCUUGCCGAACAUAACUGUGAAACCGGGAUCCGUUCUCAACGGGACGGAGUACUGCAAGCAGUAUUUUCCCAACCACUACAAGGUCUCCUGCGACGAGUGGUGGACCUUCGGAAAUUGCUACUUUCGCUGCAGAUUAGAAAACAAACGCGAAGACGUAGAAAUCGUAAACAUACGUGCACCGAAUGGAACACCCUGCAACAAAGACAGACUUGAGAUGGUAAUAUGCAUCUGA